Polistes dominula (European paper wasp) is the source of this 7680-nucleotide messenger RNA. It is a transcript of the gene ken, whose product is annotated as zinc finger and BTB domain-containing ken and barbie protein. Gene Ontology annotation, cellular component: nucleus. Gene Ontology annotation, biological process: regulation of transcription by RNA polymerase II. The record is from RefSeq and is a predicted model, not a curated record. Gene Ontology annotation, molecular function: protein binding; DNA-binding transcription factor activity; RNA polymerase II cis-regulatory region sequence-specific DNA binding. NCBI's taxonomy places the organism in Eukaryota, Metazoa, Arthropoda, Insecta, Hymenoptera, Vespidae.
AUAUAUAUAUAUAUAUAUAUAUAUAUAUAUAGUUUAGUAAGAAUCAAAAAGUGGAAGAAAGAAGAGCUCCGUCAAAGUUCGAGAAUCGAGAGAACACGGUCGUUCAGUGCACGCUCGGCUGCCGCUUACGUAGAGCGCAACGAGCAGGCUACGUUGUGUAAGAGCUGAAAGUAAAAGUUGAAACCGCCGAGUUCGGCUGGCGCGCGUGCGGAGCGCACCGUCGAGCGCUAAAAUCCGAUCUCGUGGAUAUCUCUCUCUCUCACACACACACUCUCUCACCCCUACCCUUGACCCCACCACCCCGCUAAACGUAUUAUUUCAUCAUCAAAAACAUCCUCGCUCUCUUUCUUCUUCUUCCUUUUUUAUUUGGAUUUUCGGAAAGGUAGAGGGUAGGCGUGGGAGCGCUCCUUACCUCUGGAGAUCUUCCGUCUUGUCUGUUGAGGAGACCUGUUUAUAGAUAUCAAGGAAGCUGUUUGAAAAAAAAGAAAUACAAAUAGAAGAGAAAGAAUAGAAAAGGAAGAUUGUCACCAUCAUCAACGUUCUGUUCGUCAUAUUAUUGUCAUCGUGUAGUGGACGUAGUCGUUGUCGUCGUUGUCGUUCUCUUUGGUAGCGUUGCGUAACGAUGCUUCUGGCUCGUUGAGUCGUGAAACGCGGCUGGCGAUCCGGUUAUUAACGACGUUGCGAGUUCGCUCGCGAAACGGAACGACGAGAUCGAGAGAGAAAGAGAAAGAAAAAGAGAAGGAGAAAGAGAAAGAGAGAAAGAGAAGGAAAGAAAGACAGGGAGAGAGAAAGAGAGGACGAAGAAGGAAAGGAAAAGCAAUGGAAAUGCUAGGACCGCUUCACCGACUCGAUGCCGCGAGCCUUUCGAAAUGUGAACGUUCAAGGUCAACGAUAUUUCUUCGGUAACCCUCUCCUUCUCGUCAUCGUUGUCAUCUUCGUCUUAGUCGGGGGAGAAUAAGGUCCCCCGGUGAAGAGUUCUUCUGGUGCUCGUCUUUCUCCUCCUUUUCCUCCACCUCCUACAAACAGUGCUCAGGCAUUGCUUUUACUCGCCGUCUCGUGUACGGGCGGCGCACGAGUAGUCGGCCUGCAGAAGCGUUUCGUAAAAGGGAUUACAAAACCAGAAGAGAAAGGAGAAGUGGAGAGAGAGAGAGAGAGAGAAAGAGAGAGAGAGAGAGAGAGAACAAGAGAGAAAAAAGAAAGUCAGUGUAGAAGAGACCUCUCGGCAUAUCCGGAGAAUCAAGUUCUCCGGAAGAGACGACGACAGUCCCGGGCAAAGACAAAAUAAUCGAAAGAAAGAGAGAAAGACAAAUAGAUAAACACGAAUAGAUAAACACACAGAAAAAGAAAGAGAGAGAAAGACAAAUAGGACGGAGCGCGUCCGCGCAUAUACGUGACUGUGAUAACUUGACAAUAAGAGGCCGUUGGUUGGUUAGUUAGUUUGUUGAUUGGUUGGUUCGUUCGUUCGUUCGAUCGUUCAGCGCGCGCGAACGGAGACACGCGGCCGCGACGCGGAAUUAAAAGUGCACUUAAAAAGGUUAGCGGGAUAAAAAAGGCGCGCGCGCGAAAGGAUAAGAGAAAGGAAUAGGAGUCACCUCCGAGUCCUUGAGAGUACACAACGGGUAAAAGUGCCGGCAGCAGCGUAGCACCGGAGCGGCAGCCGGUUGACCCUGGACGCUCGAGUCCGCGCCGUGCUAGCCCCCGUUGAAACAAACAAGAAAAAAGAAACAAGGAAAAAAAAAGAAAAUAAAAGGAAAAAGCUUCUCUUCUUCUCGACGAAGACAUUUUCGUCGACGUUUCCUCAAACGUGGCCUCCUAGAAUCGAUCCUCUCGAGAACACCCGGAAGAGCCCACGCGCUACUAUGCUACGAACUUCCAAGCACGUGCUCGCGACCAUGAAGAGCCGAGGACCGAGAAUAACAGCUGACCGAAGAUAACGACCUCCUUCCUCGUUUCUCCUCGUUUCUUCGUUUUAGUCUUCGUCUUCUUCUAUCCUUACCGAUUCUGAUGCCAAUUUCCUCCCAUUCCAUCUUCGUACAAACCAAGGAACCAUAGGAUACAAGUGUUCAUAGAUAAACGUCCGAUUUUUAUCGAGUGUGUUCAAGUGACGACGCGGGUGCCAGUACGAUUCCAUGUAAACUGAGUUAUUAUUCGAGUGGUAUCUGUGAGCCCAUCAGUAUACAACGGUGUGUUUCAAUGUUUCAUAUCACGUGCCAGCGAGAUCGCCGUCAUCGUUGUCGUCGUCGCCGUCGUUAUUACGAAGCUUGGAGGAUGCCUCGAGAUUCUUCGAGAGAAUCCUAAGGGACGUGAAUUUUCGAUUUAGCCGACCUUAAUUCGGAUAAUUUAGCAACGUUGACAAAAUGGAGGACUUACAUUGUGAGGCGAUGAAUACGGAUGGUCUUUUAACACUGCAUUAUGGGAAGCAUCCAGCAACCUUGGCCGCAGAGGUCGCGGCUUGGUACAGCGGAGACCGUCAUGUAGACGUGACACUGGCUUGCGAUGAUGGUUCCGUCGUCAGGGCCCAUCGUGUCGUCUUGGCAGCAGCCAGUCCGCUUUUGGCUAGUCUGUUACGUAAUCCCGCCCUGGACCACGUGGUCCAUCUUGCUGGAGUCAAGAAGACUCAGCUGAACCAUCUUGUCGAAUUUCUUUAUAACGGAGAGGCUCUUAUACCCUCGACAGAGCUUACGCCAUUGAGAGAACUCUUCGAACUACUUCAAAUCAAGUCGGAGCUCUUCGGGCCGAACCAAUCUCAGACCUCUAGCAAUUCCGAUCCUGAAAUGAUACCUACCCCUCAACCCUCUGAGGAUCAAGAAAGUUCUAGUUACGAAUCGAAAUACGACAGUAGACAAACUAGUAAUCCUGCUGAUUGUUGUUCGGUACUGAUUAAAACCGAGGACUGCGAAGAGGAACCUGAAGUAGACGUGGAAGGUGUCGAAGGUGAGGGCUUACUAAUGGAAACAAGAGAAGGUAGCAUAGAACCACCUAGAAGGAGGGAUAGUUCGGAUCCCGUAAACCUCAGUUUAAAUUCCGGAGCGUCGACGAUGAGCGAGAGUUCUCACGACAUAGUACAUAGACCAGAAAAACAAUUACUCGAAAGGCGAGAGUCUUUGGACGAAGUCGAAGAAAGGUCAAGGCAAAUGGCGGCCAGAUUGGCAUUAGGUUUGGAUCCUGGCAAACGAAAACCAGAAGAAUUACCGAUCACACCGGCUGAGGCGUAUGUAGUGACGCCUCAUCGAAAACGUAGGCCAGGCUUUCACAACGCGCCAGCGCAGAAUCCAGCCUUCGUACCUUUUAAUCCCAGUUUCGAGACACCAAGGAGGUUACAAGCCCCGCAUUCUUUGAGUCUAUCAGCGCCACCGUAUCUGCAGGACAGAUCGAUAACGCCACCAGGGGCAUCGCAAAGGCCACCAAGUGCCGAUCCAGCCUCGGCAGCUGGAGUAGAAACACCUUGGGCUGCUUGGACUCUACCUCCAGCUCGAGCACCCCCUCCACCUGCUACGGAGGAUCCACCAAAGUCGGCCCCUGUUAGAGAAUAUCGAUGUACCUAUUGCGGUAAACAGUUCGGCAUGUCCUGGAACUUGAAGACUCAUCUUCGAGUACAUACAGGCGAAAAACCAUUUGCUUGUCGACUCUGCGUCGCCAUGUUCAAGCAGAAAGCUCAUCUGCUUAAACAUCUCUGUUCCGUUCACAGAAGUGUAAUAGCUGCACCAGACAAUACCUUUACGUGUUGCUUCUGUUCGCUUCACUUUGAAAAUUUACAAGAGCUCAUAAGGCAUCUAUCAGGGCCGCAUAAUAAUUUAUUAUUAAGUAAAAACCUACACGAUUGCGAACGUUCUUGAAUAUAUUUAUUCGUCGGACUAAGUCUCUCUUUCUUUGACCUUUUUUGGUCAUUUCUAUUUUCUUACAUUUAAAGUCGGAUAUAUCAUUUUCAAUGUCCAGAUCAGAUAUUUCUCAAAUAUCUCCGGAUACAUCUUUGAUUUAUCACCAUCGUGGAUAUCAAAGUUAUAUAUAAUUAGAUCUUUUUACUAAACGAUUCCAUUGUUCUUAUUUGAUAUCUAGAGAAAGAGAUUUUUGUGAUCUGAAAUCUUCGAUUAACGCGGUAUUACAAAUCUCAAUCUCUCAGCAUACCUAGCUGUGAUCUCUGCUACCAAGCUGCAAGUUUGAUAAACGCGGACAAUUGUCUGCAAGUGCCGUCUUUUCGCGAGCUAAACGUUCCUUUGCAAUAAUAAAUGAAAUAUUUUUUUGACACUUUUAUAAGCCAAUUUUCGCGAAGACGCGGCAUGAAGCAUAGAAGAGCCUUUCCGAUAAAAAUAAAAAAUAUUCAGAAAACAGGGUCCUCAUUUUUCGAAUAUUUUUUCUUCGUUUUUAGAAUGUUCAAGAACGAAGAAGUGAUAAUCGUAAAAACUGCGUAUUACAAAUAAAGAUUAAUUGGCAAGUUGUUUUUCGAGAUAUAUCGAGCUUUGAUAUAAGCUCGAGUUGUCGAAUAGUAUAAUAAUAUCGAGGGGGAAAAAAAGAAAACAAUAUGGAAAAGAAGAAGAAAGAAUCGGAGAAGGCUACGUUUCGAUUUUUAAUUAGGAAGGAAAUAAAUAAAUAAAUGAAGAAAGAAAGAAAGAAAGAAAGGUAGAAAAAAGGAUAAAUAAUGUUAAUAAUAAUAAUAAAAUAAUAAUAAUAAUGAAUAAUGUAUAAAUAAAUCGUUUAAGCGUGCGACAGUCAAUGCGAGAGACAAGACAUUUCUUGUCUACCUUAGCGCUCGAAACAAUCGCAAAAAUAUCUCCCCUCAUGUGUUUUUUUUUCUUUUUUUGUACAUAAUGUUAAAUAGGGAAAAAGGCCGUAAGUUAGCGCAGACUAUCAUUAUUUAUUUUACAUUUUGUAAAGGGACCAACCGAUUUUCCACCGAUUUCUGUCUUAGGUAGAUAUUAGGUAUAUCCUGUCCGGCAAUCGUCUCAGAACAAACUAGCUCGUAGGAAAACCGAACCGGUAUACGUUUGAGCGUCACAUAUUGAGAUUUUCGACGAUCGUUUAAUGAGGAUGCGUAACAUAUAAUAGAUGUUAUAUAAUAGAUAUAUUGGAUAACGAAAACUACCAGUCAAAAUAAUAUGCUCUAGUUAUCUCUUCUACUAUUUCAAUUUUCAUUCCCUUUUUUCCUUCUUUAUUGCUUUAUUCUAUAAUAUAUUUUUUAACCCUUCUCUUGCUCUUCUUCCUACUAAUAAAUACCAAUCCCUUUCCCUCUGUCAUCUCAAGUAACGAUCGUCGUUAUAUCUCAGUGACCUGGAGUGCCUUGCAUCAAAUGGGUCCAAAUCGGUCGAUCGGGCAGUGAUUUCAUGUGUUCAUAGGCUUAAGACAAGUUACGCGUUUAAAAUUCAAUCAAGACGAUUACACGAGAGCUCGCUUAUAAAAUAAUGAAAUAUUACAAAGAAAACGAUUUUAAAUAGCGAUGAAUGAUAAUAAUUAUGAUUACGAUCAUGAUAAUCAUAAUGAUAAUAAUGAUUAUGGUGAUUCUUAAUUAACCGUAGAGAAGAUUCUAAUCAUCACUCGGAUUAAUUCAAUAACUUUUUCGUUAUUAUGUCUAUAGUUUUUGUCGUUGUAAAUAAUAGCUUAUUUUAUUUUAUUAUCUUUAUUAGAUUUCUUUCACUUUUAUUUUUGUUUUCUUCUUCUUCUUUGUUUUUAUUCUUCAUUGGCGCAGGACGUCAUAAAAUAUUCUUUCUUUUCCCUCUGGUGUAGAUCUAUUUCUGUGACCUAAGGUGCCUUGAAGAAAAGGCCUCCGACCUCUCUUCGGCUUUUCCCGACAAGCACCUCGGUGAUCAUUGGUAAUUGUGCAAGGAAUUAUGUACCUACUUGCUCUUUCUUUUCCUCUUUCUCGUCUGACGAAGAGUUAACAAAGGAUUUUUAUAAAAAGAGAUUCUGUGAAUUUCUUUUUUUUAAAUAAAUGAUAAGGAUAACAUCAGUUUUUCUGCGUAGAAACAAAUUCCUCGAUCGUCUUUGUCGCCGAAAAGACAAAAUUUUAAUAAUCUUGUAUACAUAUCAACGCCAAAGAUAGGAUUGUAAAUCAUAUAAGAAAUUAUUUCAAUAUCUACGACGAAAACGACGAUACGGAACAAAGUUAAAAUUGAUAAAUUUCUAAUAAAAAAAAAUAAAAAAAAAGACAAAAACAUAAAGAUAUACGCGUAAAUAAUAAUAGUAAUAAUCAAUAAAAUGAUCUCCAGAAACGAAUUGAAUUGGAAUAAGAUUUAGAUUACUGUAUAAAAACCUUUAUAACAAAAUUCUUGGUUAAUGUUGAAUAGAGUAGAAUGAACGAAGACCCAGCAGAGACACACGGGCAGACACACACGAAAGAAAAGUAAGGAGACGUUAGGGAACACACUAGUCCGUAAUCCUAGUUAUUCUUUGUUAUGUUAACCGAGAUUACUCGAGGUGAAAUAGAAAGAAAAUGAAAGAAAAUGAAAGAAAAUGAAAGAAAAUGAAAGAAAUGAAAGAAAAUGAAAGAAAUGAAAGAAAAUGAAGCCUUUUUCCUUUUCUUUUUGCCGCUCUCUCGUAAUUCGUAUUGAGAUGUUUGUAGACUCUUAGAAGUAACGAGGAAUGGAACAGGACGAGAGAGAAACGAAAUAUUAGAGAGAGGUUAGAGGGGUGGUGCAUGGACUCUCAUUGAAUCAUCAAGCGUACGCGAAUGGUCAACACAAAACGCGAAUUAACGCAAUGUGAUACUAAAUGAUAAUAAAAAUAAAGAUAUAAUUAUUCUGUAGCAUGCGACUGCUCGGGACACGUUUAUUUCAGAUGAACAAAAUGUAUAAUAGGGAAAGAGAGAGUAAAACAGUCGCCUCGAAUAGUAUAAGCAGUUAACCUUUCUCGCCCUCACCUUGAUUCCUCACCCUCUGAUCCACGAACCUACCUUGCCUGAUUAUCCUUCAAUUUUUCCAUCAUUUUCGAGUAGUACACGGACUAGGGUUACGUAAUCAACAUUAUUUUAACGUUUAAUUAAUUAUGCUUAUUUUGUAUGCGUGUAUAUUAUACACACAUACCCACGAAGCUGGGUGCUCAGAUAUUCCCUAAGAGCCAACAAUGUAUUGUCAUUAUACGUAUGCGUAGAAAUAUUUACUUUCAAAGCGUCUUUCCUUCGAUAAUAUUACAUUUAAUUUUUUUGUUCAACUAAAAAUGCUCGAAGUUAAUAUUCUUGAGAUUUGUAUCUGCGAAUUUCAAGAAGAAAUCGUUGUAGACGAUCGUGAUUUUAUUAUUGUUGUUAUAUAGUGUCGAAUCCGUCCUAAAAGAAACAGAAAAAAAGAUCAGUACUUUUAAUGUCUCUCACGGGUAAUCUGAGCGAAGUUUCAUAGUUAUUAAGUAUUUUCCGAGCGGUGAGCGUCCUCUGCGUGCUUUCUUAGUGUUCAUAGUCUUACGAUGAAAUAAAUUAAUUUCAAAAAAGAAAAAAGUAUGUAAAAAUGAAAAGAUAAAACAGAAGCGAGCAAAAAAAUUCAUUAUUUCUUUUUUUUCUUCUUGGACUCUUGGGCUUUUACUUUCUUGACAAUCCUUUUACUCGAUAUUUCUGAUAUUAUAAUCAUUUUUUUUUUCAAAAACAGAAGACAUUAGUCGCCAAAUAAGAAUUCUAAACGAAAUGAAAGAUAAGUAAAGUAUAGGAAAGACAAGGAGCCAACGAUGGUAAACUAACGGUUUAAAGAGUCUUGGACUUUAGAA